This is a messenger RNA of Lutzomyia longipalpis, 1797 nucleotides long. RefSeq names its product L-dopachrome tautomerase yellow-f-like. The transcript is spliced from 2 exons. The coding region runs from base 338 to 1753 and encodes 471 amino acids. Gene Ontology annotation, cellular component: extracellular region. Lineage: Eukaryota; Metazoa; Arthropoda; Insecta; Diptera; Psychodidae. The record is from RefSeq and is a predicted model, not a curated record.
AUAUUUUUUACAAACAGGAAUUUUUAUAUAUAAUAAAUUGAUUUUAUAUAUAAAUUUACGGUAACUAAUGCACAUGGUGUAAUAAAUUAGUCAGUUUUUGGUUGUUUAUUUUGUAUUGUUAUGUUUAGUAUAAAUUCUUGGACAAGCUUAAAUAGUUUUGAUGCUUCUUUUGCAUUCACAAAAAAUCCAAUGUUGCAAUAAAUAAAAGAAUUCUUUUUAGAAAAAAAAUUGAAAUAAGAAUAUUCUGUAGGAGAGUAUAAAAGCAGCCAGCUUUUCACUAAAAGAAUCAUUUUUGAGUUUUAUAGCAAAAGUGAAACUUUAAGAGUGAAUUUUGGGAAUGAAGAAUUUUGCUUGUGGAUUCAUCUUCUUGGUGGCUACUUCUUGGAUUACCGCAGUGCCUGAUUACAACUACGUAGAUGAGAUUUAUCAUUGGAAGAAAGUUGAAUUUGAUGGCUUACCCAAGUCAGCGGACUCUUCUGUUGGACCCUACCCGUAUUAUAUACCAGAAAAUAACAAUAUAAACGAUGUUGGAUAUCAUGCAGCCAGUGGAUUAGUGCUGGUUACAAUUUUGAGAGUCAGACCAGGAGUUCCCAUCACAGUUGGUGCUUUCUGUGCCAAGAACUACGAAUUUGGUUCAAGUCCCAAGAUCUGGGGCUUUCCAAACUACGGUUUAAACACGCUUCAGGAUUCGGACUUUGUUAAAGGACCUCUUGAAAAAUAUAAAGGAGAUAAUAUACCCAAUCCUAUUAGACAAGACCACAAUCAAGUUCAUCACAUACCAACCUACUACAAACCUACAAUAUUUCCUAAUUCAGAACAAUCCAAUUUGGACAGAAUAAUUUCUGUGGUCUACAUAACGAUAGACGAUAAAUGCAAUCGAGUUUUUUUCAUGGAUAAUGGACAAUUUAAUUACUUCCGCAAUACCACGUACUUUGUCCGGAAGCCAACUUUAGUUGCAAUUGAUCUUCCAAUGAAUGGUUGUGAAACGAAGGACUUCCUAACAAUUCGUCGAUCAGAAUUUUCAAAUAGAAUUGCUGCCUAUGGAUCAGAUGGAUUUGUCAGCCCCGUAAUUGACUACUACCCAAGUGGGAAGUGCGAUGAGCCUUUUGUCUACAUCCCAAAUGCCUUCUUCAGCAAUCUCUUUGUUUAUGAUUACAAGAAGGAUGAUUUUUGGGUGUUUGAACAUAAGACUUUCCUUCCAGUUAUAUCUGAAUCGUAUUUUAUUUUUGAUAAAACAAUAAAAUACCAAGCAGAAUUCGGCAUCUACGCACUAGCUCUUGGUUUUGCAGAUAAGUACGGUAAUCGCGAUGUUUAUUACGCACCAAUGGCAAGCACAGCACAGUAUUCAGUAUCUACGAAGAUCCUCAAAGAUCGCAGAAAGUUUCCAAUGAACUUCCAUUACGACGAUUUCCACAUAAUGGGCUACAAAGGAGAUCACCAUCAAGUUGUCUCAAUGGCUGUGGACUACAAAUAUGGAAUUUUAUUCUUUGGUGAAGUCCAAUCACAACAAAUACGUUGUUGGAAUAUGAAUAAACCUCUCAAUCCGGACAACAUCGGGGUGAUUUUUGAAUCAGAAAAGCUCCUUGUUGGAUUUGAAGUAAUGAUCGAUUCUGAGGGAUAUUUGUGGUGCACUACAAAUCAAAUUGCUGUAAAUUACCUCACUGAAACCUAUCUAGACCAUGGUAAAGUUAAUACGCAAGUUUUUCGUUUGAAGAUUUCCGAUGCAAUUCAGGGAACUGUUUGUUAUGGUUAAAAACCUUAAAAACUGAAAAAUAAAAAAGGAAAUUGAGUAAAAAA